Molecule: messenger RNA, 2120 nt
Organism: Alosa alosa (allis shad)
Lineage: Eukaryota; Metazoa; Chordata; Actinopteri; Clupeiformes; Clupeidae
Product: trichohyalin-like
Exons: 4
Coding region: 26-1729 (567 amino acids)
Source: RefSeq, a predicted model, not a curated record
ACAAGAGAGAGUUGCUUUGGAGGAGAUGGAGAAGGAGCUGAGCCAACCUGGGCUAACUUUACAAGAGAGGGAGCAGGCCAUGCAGGGGGAGAGGAGCGAGAACAAGGUGGCCCUGGAGGAGAAGGAGAGGAAGCUGACCGAGCUCAGAGUUGUCCUGCAGGAGAGGGAGAAGGCUGUCAUGAAGGAGGAGAAACAAGAGAGAGUUGCUUUGGAGGAGAUGGAGAAGGAGCUGAGCCAACUCAGGCUAACUUUACAAGAGAGGGAGCAGGCCAUGCAGGAGCAGAAGAAGAGAGAGCUGAAUGAACUCAGUGGUAUUCUGCAGGAGAGAGAGUCGACUGCCAUAAAGGAGAAGGAAAGAGCGCAAGCUGCACUUGAGGACAAGGAGAAUGAGCUAGCCCAAAUCAGGGCUUCUCUUCAGGAGAGAGAGAUGGACUGCAAUGAGAAGGAGAAGGAGCUAGCUCAUCUCAAGAUAUCUCUUCAGGAGAGAGAGAUGGACUGCAAUGAGAAGGAGAAGGAGCUAGCUCAUCUCAAGAUAUCUCUUCAGGAGAGAGAGAUGGACUGCAAUGAGAAGGAGAAGGAACUAGCUCAUCUCAAGAUAUCUCUUCAGGAGAGAGAGAAGGCCACCGUUGAGAACGAGAAGGAACUAGCUCAUCUCAGGGGAGUUCUUCAGGAGAGAGAGAAGGCUGCUGUGGUAAACGAGAAGGAACUAGCUCAUCUCAAAAUAUCUCUUCAGGAGAGAGAGAAGGCUGCCGUGGCAAACGAGAAGGAACUAGCUCAUCUCAAGAUAUCUCUUCAGGAGGGAGAGAUGGACUGCAAUGAGAAGGAGAAGGAGCUAGCUCAGCUCAAGAUAUCUCUUCAGGAGAGAGAGAAGGCUGCCGUGGAGAAGGAGAAGGAGCUAGCUCAGCUCAGGGGAGUUCUUCAGGAGAGAGAGAAGGAUUCUCUGGGGAAAGAGAAGGAGCUGGACCAACUCAGACUAGCACUACAGGAGAGAGAGAUGGACUGCAAUGAGAAGGAGAAGGAGCUAGCUCAGCUCAAGAUAUCUCUUCAGGAGAGAGAGAAGGCUGCCGUGGAGAAGGAGCUAGCUCAGCUCAGGGGAGUUCUUCAGGAGAGAGAGAAGGAUUCUCUGGGGAAAGAGAAGGAGCUGGACCAACUCAGACUAGCACUACAGGAGAGAGAGAUGGACUCCCGUGAGAAAGAGAGUGAGCUGGAUCAACUCAGGCUGACUUUGCAGGAGGGAGGAGGAAGAGGAGGAAAGGCAGGAGACGAAGAGCAGGAGGAGCAGCGAGAGGCAAGUGAUGCUCCUCUUCCUUGCUGCCACGUGGCAGAGACUCUGGAGACCUCAGACAGCAUCCAGUAUCAGCAGAGCCUCUGGCAAAAGAGCAAGCAUGACAAACACACUCAGGUUCCUGGGCUCCAGGAGGAGGGUGAGGGAGCCAGGCUGGUUGCCCGAGGCUGCCUGUCCCCAGGGGCCGAGGCUGGGGGUGAAGCUGGAUGCCUGGAGGCCCACAGUGGCCUGGCGGGCGAUGGAGAGGCCCAGGGAGACGCCAGCAACCUCCAGACCCAGAUAACCUGCCUGAAGCAGCAGCUGGAGGAGUCGGAGACGAGACACAGAGAAGUUCUCUCCAUGUAUCGGGCUCGGCUGCUGGAAGCAGCUCAGGGCUACAUGGAUGAGGAGGCUCGGGCGGCCUUGCUGCAGAUAGCCGUGAUGAGGCGAGAGUGUGUGUAUUGACCCUGAAUCUCCCUGAGCGCCUACAUCCGUAACGGACUGAUGGAGUGGCCUCUGCACUGUGUGUGUGUGUGUGUGUGUGUGUGUGUGUGUGUUAUGAACAGCAAUAGCACCAAGUCAUCUGAGGACUUGCAGAAAAUAUGUGUGUGAGGAGGGAGGGUGAGAUGGGAUCAGAGGUGUAAAGGGGGCUGCUGUCAUUGUGUCAGGAGUUCAAAUGAGAGUUUGUGUCAAGACCCAAAGAAAUAGAAGGACUUUUUCUUCCAUGUACAAUGUACAUUACUUCAAUAUACAGUACUUUUCUUAAAAGUAUCUUUCUGAAAGGUUGAAAAAUUGACUAUUAUUCUGCUUUCUCAUUCUUCUCUCAAUACAUGAAAUAAAUUCAAAAUAAAAAGUA